AUGGCAGCACCCCUUGUUUUCGUGACCGGUGCAACCGGCUUCAUCGGUUCGCAGGUCGUCGCUACUACUCUCCAAGCCGGGUACCGCGUGCGUCUGAGUAUUCGCAAAGCGGAACAAGAAGCUACCCUACGAGAGCUCCAUCCCGGAUAUGGCGACAAAAUCGAAACAUGCAUUGUUCCCGACAUCUCCCAGCGGGAAUCGUUCAAGGAUGCUUUUCAGGAUGUAGAUUACGUUUUUCACCUUGCCUCUCCAAUCCCUGGCGGAGGAAACGACUUCAAGCAGGACUACGUUGAGCCGGCUGUCAGAGGCACCGAGGCAAUUCUGUAUGCUGCUUUGGAGUUUUCACAGAUCAAGAAAGUCAUCGUAAUGUCUUCUGUGCUUGCGCUAGCUCCUGUGACUGCCCUGAUUACCAAGGAUAUCUCGGUGAAAGACAACACUGGCGAGGUCAUCCCCGUAGACAUGAACAUGUCCUUCCCGGACGAUUUCUCUGGCCACGCGCUCAAGUACGCUGCUUCGAAGGUGCUAGCGCACCAAGCGACACGUUCGUUUUUGGAAAACAAUAGUCCUCAUUAUAAAUUAAUCACACUCCACCCGACAUUCGUCCUAGGGCCCAGUAUGAUCCAGAAGACCCCGGAGGAGAUCAGUGGGAUGAACGCUCUUUUCUGGUUGUCGGUUACCUCAGGACAAACUCGAAUCGCUAAUGCCUGGGUGCAUGUUUACGAUGUCGCGGAUGCACAUAUUAAAGUGCUGGAGAAAGAUAUCCAGAGUGGAACAGAGUUCAUCUUGUCCAGGCCAGCUGUAUCCUGGGAGCAUGCGGCAGAUUUCAUCAAGGAGAAGUAUCCGGCUGUUGAGUGUAAGCUGGAGCCCCCCUUUGAGGGACAUUGGGCGCUGGAUACCACCACCGCUGAUCGCAUUCUGGGGAUGCGGUGGAGGUCGGAGGAGCAGAUUAUUGGGGAUGUUGUUGAGCAACAGUUGGGGUUGAGGGAAAACGCUCGUAAUUAG
Messenger RNA from Aspergillus niger, 1002 nucleotides. RefSeq lists its product as uncharacterized. The record is from RefSeq and is a predicted model, not a curated record. NCBI's taxonomy places the organism in Eukaryota, Fungi, Ascomycota, Eurotiomycetes, Eurotiales, Aspergillaceae. Bases 1 to 1002 code for a protein of 333 amino acids. The transcript has 2 exons. Gene Ontology annotation, molecular function: oxidoreductase activity, acting on the CH-OH group of donors, NAD or NADP as acceptor.